This is a messenger RNA of Thlaspi arvense, 2722 nucleotides long. The record is from the annotation of a GenBank genome assembly. Lineage: Eukaryota; Viridiplantae; Streptophyta; Magnoliopsida; Brassicales; Brassicaceae.
UGUUAAGCAAACGAAUAGAAAAUCCGGAAAUCAAAUGUUAACUCUUAGCUAAAGUUAAAUUAGAUAGAAAAUUGAAAGGAAAACCAAAAAAUUAUGUUAAUUUUUCGCCAUUUAUUCAGAUAAAAUAUUGACAUUUACCGUAUGUAUUUUUUAAAUAUCUGUAAAUCUAUAUGCCACGUGGCGCUGGCCAUUGUGGUCAACGAUCUCUCCUCAUGGCAGAGAGUAAACAAGAUCAAUGAAUUGAGAUUGUUAACAGUUUUGCACACAAAAUUCGCUACAAACGAUUGACUUGAUUUGUUUUUAUUUAAUGUCGAUAUACACAAAUUAAAAAUUUGCAAUCUGUUUAGACUUUUCAUCUUUCGUUAUGCACUUGGUCUUUUUGCAAUCCAGAUUCAUCAGUUUACACGACGACACACUCUUCUCAUAAUUAAUUAAAAACAAUCUCCUAAAAAAUUUUCGUUAUAUAAAUAAGCUCCAUCCAUCAAUGUUGCUCCAAAUCACACUAAACCAAAAUAUUCACUUUAUUCACUUUUCCAGCUAAUCGAUCUAUCUCCUGAUACAUUAGCUAUGUCGGCGAGAGCUCACCCUGUGGACGGUGAUGUAAGUCCGGCGACGGACGGUGGAGAUCUUCCGAUCAAAUUGUCGUCCCAUCGGCAUAAAGUUGGGGUCCCACCGAAGCAAAACAUUUUCCAUGAUUUCAUGUACACUUUCAAGGAAACUUUCUUCCACGAUGAUCCUCUCCGACAUUUCAAGGACCAGCCUAAGUCCAAGCAGUUCAUGCUCGGACUCCAAUCCGUCUUCCCGGUUUUCGAUUGGGGACGUGACUAUAGUCUCAAGAAGUUUCGUGGCGACCUCAUUGCCGGUUUAACCAUUGCCAGUCUCUGUAUCCCUCAGGAUAUUGGUUACGCUAAGCUCGCGAAUCUGGACCCUAAAUACGGUUUAUAUUCGAGUUUUGUUCCUCCAUUGGUGUAUGCUUGUAUGGGAAGUUCGAGGGAUAUAGCAAUUGGACCCGUUGCUGUGGUUUCUCUGCUUUUAGGCACUCUGCUUCGAGCUGAGAUCGAUCCAAACACAAAUCCUGAUGAAUAUCUCCGCCUUGCCUUCACCGCCACGUUUUUCGCCGGUGUGACUGAAGCAGCCCUUGGGUUCUUCAGAACCCUUGUGCUUGCUACACUCUGUUUCCUCAUUCCUCCGUUGUGUGAAUCUCUCUUCACUAACCCUAAUAAAUUUGGUUGUGUGCAGUGGAAUUGGCAGACGAUACUCAUCGGUGCAUCGUUUUUGACAUUCCUUCUCAUCUCUAAGAUCAUUGGGAAGAAGAGCAAGAAACUGUUCUGGGUUCCAGCAAUCGCGCCAUUGACAUCAGUUAUCAUUUCCACCUUCUUCGUCUACAUAACCCGAGCAGACAAACAAGGAGUCCAAAUUGUGAAACACCUUGACGAUGGCAUCAACCCUUCCUCUUUCCAUAAAAUCUACUUCUCCGGAGAUUACCUCGUUAAGGGCAUCCGCAUCGGUGUAGUCGCUGGCAUGGUCGCGUUAACAGAAGCUGUAGCGAUUGGAAGAACGUUUGCUGCAAUGAAAGACUACCAAAUAGACGGAAACAAAGAGAUGGUGGCGUUAGGUGUGAUGAACGUUGUCGGAUCGAUGUCUUCUUGCUACGUGGCGACAGGAUCGUUCUCGAGGUCAGCCGUUAAUUUCAUGGCGGGAUGUCAAACAGCGGUUUCAAACAUCAUAAUGUCGAUCGUCGUUCUCCUGACGCUGCUCUUCCUCACUCCUCUCUUUAAGUACACACCAAACGCCAUCCUCGCAGCUAUCAUCAUCAACGCCGUGAUCCCUUUGAUCGAUUUCCAAGCUGCUAAACUGAUCUUCAAGGUCGAUAAGCUCGAUUUCGUCGCUUGCAUGGGAGCUUUCUUUGGCGUCAUCUUUGUUUCCGUUGAGAUUGGACUUCUUAUCGCCGUCUCUAUAUCGUUUGCUAAGAUUCUCUUGCAAGUAACAAGACCUAGAACGGCGGUUCUCGGAAAUAUUCCGAGAACUUCGGUGUACCGGAAUAUUCAACAGUACCCUGAAGCCACUAUGGUUCCAGGUGUUCUUACGAUUCGUGUUGACUCUGCGAUUUACUUCUCCAACUCUAAUUACGUCAGAGAAAGGAUCCAAAGAUGGUUACUAGAGGAAGAAGAGAAGGUGAAAGCAGCAAGCCUUCCCAGAAUUCAGUUUCUUAUCAUCGAAAUGUCACCUGUUACGGACAUUGAUACAAGUGGUAUCCACGCCUUAGAAGACUUAUACAAAUCUCUCCAAAAAAGAGACAUUCAGCUGAUUCUAGCGAAUCCUGGACCGUUGGUGAUAGGCAAGCUACACUUGUCGCACUUUGCUGACAUGUUAGGACACGACAAUAUCUUUCUCACGGUGGCUGACGCCGUUGAGUCUUGCUGUCCAAAACUCUCCGAUGAGGUCUGAAAUCACAAGAAAGAAAAUGAAGAUAAUGACGAAGAAGAUGAUUUCUCUUAGUGUUGUUGUACAGUAGAGUUAAGAAAGUGGCUUUAGCUUUCAAUUGCUGUAUCUUUUGGACCCUUUCUCUUUAUGUUACAGAAGAGGUCAAGAGUAAAGUUGACCUCUGGGUCCCAUCCCAGCGCCUUGUUGUUCUACUUUUGUAAUAAGUGUAGGUUUACUGAAUUGACAUGAAACCAUUUCAAAUCGAAAUUCUUAUUAUAAAUCAUUUAAAAUCCAAAAA